UAGCUUAACAAUCGUAUAUAUAGUGCUGGGUUUGAGCACUUCUCCACUUCCUAAGUUUUUGGGUUAAUCAGAGGAACCACUUCCUUCAAACUCGUUGUCCUUCUAAUUCCCACCAAAGAGAAUUACAGAAAGCUGAAAAAUGGAAAAAGAAACCGUUUUUUGGCACUUACAUUUUUUCACAAUUUUGACUCCAAAAGAAUUUCAGGAUAACCACCAUAUAUAUGAGAAAAUAAACGAAGAAGUUACAUUGGAAAGUGAAGCAGAAUUUCUGCACCUGAGCAAGAAGACCAGAAUUUUGCAAAUCAAUGGCACCAGGAGGACGUAUCUUCAAACAAACUACACUUACAGGGGAAACUAUUCAAGCUACUCAAUCCCCGGAUGAAUCAAAUAACCUUACUCCCGCUGUUAAUACAGAUGAUUCCCCUAGGAUCAGGAAUGGUCGUGGCAAGACUAGAGGGAAAGGUCUUGAAAGGAUGAGGAAGACUAUGGGAAGCAAGAUGAAAAUUGAGAUCCCAGUUGGUAAAGGGAGGCCAACUAAGCCAACUCAAUCGGCCAAAUUAUCCAAUGAACUAGGGAUAAUUGCCAAAAUUUUCUUUCGCUUCCAAACAAGUGGAAGGAACUCACAAGAGAGGACAAAGAUGCACAACUAAUUAGAUGCCAUGUAA
Lycium barbarum (goji berry) is the source of this 665-nucleotide messenger RNA. RefSeq lists its product as uncharacterized. Lineage: Eukaryota; Viridiplantae; Streptophyta; Magnoliopsida; Solanales; Solanaceae. The coding region runs from base 306 to 650 and encodes 114 amino acids. The transcript is spliced from 3 exons. The record is from RefSeq and is a predicted model, not a curated record.